Molecule: messenger RNA, 1158 nt
Organism: Monopterus albus (swamp eel)
Lineage: Eukaryota; Metazoa; Chordata; Actinopteri; Synbranchiformes; Synbranchidae
Gene: hint2
Product: histidine triad nucleotide binding protein 2
Exons: 6
Molecular function (GO): catalytic activity
Source: RefSeq, a predicted model, not a curated record
UUAGCUACUUCCGUUUUGCUGACAAUUGAAGUGCCAGUCUCCCGCACCAGCGCCCCCUACUGCACAAAAAGUCACAUAAAGAAUUUAUUUGACAAUAUUUUUUGCCGUUUAAAGCUCCACCCCCAGGAAGCAACAGGGCAUUUUGACACCACCUGCCCUACCAGCUCUGGUGGUGGCUGUGGGAAACCUGCAGUGCCCAGCCACCAAGAGAGGCCGCUGUGCUCCAAAAGUGACGAGGUGAGGCUUGCAGAGGAGGCCAGCAAGAAAUAUGGCUCCCCAGCUCCAACUAUCUUCUCCAAAGUGAUUGACAAAAGUCUUCCUGCAGAUAUCAUUUAUGAAGACGAGAAGUGUUUGGCAUUCAGGGAUAUCAGCCCACAGGCCCCUGUUCAUUUCCUGGUUAUUCCAAGGGUACCUAUUCCCAGAUUAAGUGAGGCCAAAGAUGAUGAUGUUGAGCUCUUAGGACAUUUGUUGAUUGUUGCCAAAAAUGUGGCAAAGCAAGAAUCUCUAAGUAAAGGAUACAGAGUGGUGAUCAAUGAUGGAAAGCACGGUUCGCAGUCGGUGUACCACCUUCACAUCCAUGUGCUGGGAGGGAGGCAGAUGGCAUGGCCACCAGGAUAAUGGGUCCGUGUGUAUGUUAAUAUGGCUGAAAAGUUUCAAAUAAUCAAUCAAUUGACAAAAAAGUUAAUCCGCAAUUUUGUUGUGAGGAUUUUUUUGUUUUGUUCAGUUUUCAUAUUUAUUACAUUUUUGAAAUGCUGAUCACAUCUAUGAAAAUGUUGGAAACUGUGAUGGGCAAUUUUUGCAAAUUUUAAAAACAUUUUAUACACCAAACAACUAACUGAUUAAUUUGGGAAACAAUUGGCAAGUUAAUGAUUAAUGGAAAUAAUCAAUGAUGUUUCUCUGUCUUUUCACCUCUGUUUUUCAUGCUACUUAACAUGCUAUUUAAACAGUUCAUAUCUCUACCAAAAAAAAAAGAAAACUCACUUCACCAAAUGAAAUAUGAAAUGUUAAAUAUGUAUAUCUUGGCAAAUAUACAAAGUAAAUGUGAAAGUAAAGAGUAAAUAAAUUGUUUGAUAUGGCUGCAAAUAAACACUAUUUUUCAAAUGGAAAGCUGAAAACAACUCUUCAAUCUGAACUUGUAAUAAAACAGAUUCUCGUCGG